Glarea lozoyensis ATCC 20868 is the source of this 1647-nucleotide messenger RNA. RefSeq lists its product as uncharacterized. Bases 1 to 1647 code for a protein of 548 amino acids. The record is from RefSeq and is a predicted model, not a curated record. NCBI's taxonomy places the organism in Eukaryota, Fungi, Ascomycota, Leotiomycetes, Helotiales, Helotiaceae. The transcript has 2 exons.
AUGCAUUUCUCACGAGUAACACUUUCGGCCGCAAUCGCCUCGACGGCAGCAGCGUACAGCGCAACACAGCGAACAUUCGCUGUCAAUCAUUUUUAUGGAAAGGGACCUUUGGUUCAGGCACGCAUGGAUCCGAUCAUCAACCCAGGGGGGCCAUCUGGACACGUACACGCGAUUCAGGGAGGAAACGCUUUUGCGGUUACCAUGACGGAUACCCAGGCCUUGGAGCAGUCGACUUGCACGUCGUCUUUGGUUAAGAACGACAAGAGUAACUACUGGACUCCUUCUUUGUACUUCAAAGAUCCUACUACUGGAAUGUUGGAAUCCGUGGAAAUGUUCUACAUGAACGUAUACUACUUCUUCGAACCGACCACGGACAAAAUCCAAGCCUUUGAGCCAGGUAUGCGCAUGGUCAUCGGAGACCCAACUCUUCGCAGCCCACCUUCAUCCAAGGGCAACCUCAACCUUGAUCUCGGAAACGGCCAGCCAGCCCAGCCCAUUCAAUGGACCUGCCCACGAUCAAACACCAACGUCCCAUUGUACCCAGCCGACUCAGACGGGCUUCACGGUGUUGGUAUCGGAGACUCAAACAACAAGGGAGCUGGAACUGGAUUCCCAGACCAAAACUGCGACGGAUAUGCCUCUCCUCUCCGAGCAGAUAUCCACUUCCCAUCCUGCUACAACCCAAAAGCCGGUCUUCGGGACUACAAGACCAACGCCGUCUUCCCAACCAACUCCAAGUGUCCAGAAGGAUGGAUUCACACCCCACACAUGUUCUACGAAGUCUACUGGAACACACCUAAAUUCGCCUCUCGCUGGACCCCAGGACAAGGCAACCAGCCAUUCGUCCUUGCCAACGGUGAUCCAACAGGUUACGGUCUCCACGCUGAUUUCAUCUCUGGCUGGGACAAGGAAACCCUCCAACAGAUCAUCGACAACUGCGAUGCAGGAGACGCCGGAAUGGACAAAUGCCCAGGUCUUAUCGGUGGUCUGAAUGACCCAUCCACAACCUGCAACAUCGUCUCUCCCAUCGAGGAAACCAUCUUUGGCACCAUGGCCGCCCUCCCAGGUAACAACCCCAUCUCCGAAUGGGGCGCCAAAGUCGCUGGAGGAGUCGCAUCCGCCGCAGGAGGAGCAGUCUCCUCCAGCGCCGCCGCCCUCCCAACCGUCGCCAUCAAGAUCCCAGUCGGCGCAACCACCACCGCCGUAGCAGCCGUCCAAACCACCUUCGUAAGCAGCGUCUCGACGCCCGUUGCCGCUUCUCCAGCAGAAUCAACCGCAACCGGCACUCCCUCCACCAGCGCAUCCGUCGCAUCAGGCUGGACCUACAAAGGCUGUUUCGGCGACGGCGAGCACACCUCGCGCGUCCUCACCGGCAUCACAUUCGCCAACGUCGGCAAAGUCUCCAACACCAACUGCGUCGCCUACUGCGCCAAAGCCGGGUUCUCCAUGGCGGGCACCGAGUUCGGCGGUCAAUGUUUCUGCGGGAACGCCCUGAGCACCACCACUCCGCUCGACGACAGCAAAUGCAGUAUGCCAUGUGAAGGCGACUCGACCCAGAAAUGCGGUGGCAGUCUCGCACUCAGCGUCUAUAGCACCGCUGCUAAGACAAGGAGACAUGCUAGACAUAUGGCGUUGCAUCUCUCUUAA